This is a messenger RNA of Zonotrichia leucophrys gambelii, 390 nucleotides long. RefSeq names its product BAF nuclear assembly factor 1 (gene BANF1). The transcript is spliced from 3 exons. The record is from RefSeq and is a predicted model, not a curated record. Lineage: Eukaryota; Metazoa; Chordata; Aves; Passeriformes; Passerellidae. Gene Ontology annotation, molecular function: DNA binding. Bases 118 to 390 code for a protein of 90 amino acids.
CCGGCGCGCGCCGGCGGAAGUGGCGUCACACGGCGCGCCGCCGGAUGUGACGUCAGUGCGCGGCGGCAGAAGGCUGAGGCGGGAGCGGCGGUUGGAACGGCUCGACGGGACGGCGCCAUGUCCUCGACGUCACAGAAGCACCGGGACUUCGUGGCGGAGCCGAUGGGGGACAAACCCGUGGGGAGCCUGGCCGGGAUCGGGGACGUGCUGGGCAGGAAACUGGAGGAGAAGGGCUUUGACAAGGCGUACGUGGUGCUGGGGCAGUUCCUGGUGCUGCGCAAGGACGAGGAGCUGUUCCGGGAGUGGCUCAAGGAGACGUGCGGGGCCAACGCCAAACAGAGCCGCGACUGCUCGGGCUGCCUGCGCGAGUGGUGCGACGCCUUCCUCUGA